This is a messenger RNA of Stegastes partitus (bicolor damselfish), 4145 nucleotides long. RefSeq names its product NUAK family, SNF1-like kinase, 2 (gene nuak2). The record is from RefSeq and is a predicted model, not a curated record. The transcript has 6 exons. Bases 242 to 2104 code for a protein of 620 amino acids. Gene Ontology annotation, cellular component: cytoplasm. Gene Ontology annotation, biological process: protein phosphorylation; intracellular signal transduction; microtubule cytoskeleton organization. Gene Ontology annotation, molecular function: ATP binding; tau-protein kinase activity. NCBI's taxonomy places the organism in Eukaryota, Metazoa, Chordata, Actinopteri, Pomacentridae.
UGCUGCCUGGACUCAGAGCUGGACGGAGACAAGCUGACACGCUCCCGGUUUCGAGCUUCAUGUUUCGGUUUCUGUCCUCACAGCUGUAGCCGCAGAAAGCUGCCCGGCAGCGGAAGGUGAGGCGCUUCACGUCUUUACCUGACUUGUACCUGAAGGCAACGCGGCAGCUGCGCACGAAGGAAUGCAUUUGAACACCUGCGUCCCAAAGUAAGCGACAGGAAAACAGACUAAACAAAGCGGCAUGGACGGCUCACACGGUGCCGCUCUGGCGUCCAGCUGUAGGCCGACUGUCGGCGCAGCUUCACCGGAUGGAAAAGCUCCGGCCCCGGUGCCCGUGAAGAAGCAAGCCGUGAAGAGACACCACCACAAACACAACCUGAAGCACAGGUACGAGUUCCUGGAGACCCUGGGGAAGGGCACCUACGGCAAGGUGAAGAAAGCCAAGGAAAGAUCCGGCAGACUGGUUGCUGUGAAGUCAAUCAGAAAGGAGAAGAUCAAGGAUGAGCAAGACCUGGUUCACAUUCGGCGAGAGAUCGAGAUCAUGUCCUCGCUUUGCCAUCCGCACAUCAUCACCAUAUAUGAAGUAUUUGAAAACAAGGACAAAAUUGUGAUUGUGAUGGAGUACGCCAGCCGGGGCGAUCUGUACGACUACAUCUGCGACAAGGGGAACAUCUCUGAGCGGGAGGCCCGGCACUUCUUCAGACAGAUCGUGUCAGCUGUACACUACUGCCAUCAGAAUGGAAUCGUACACCGAGACCUGAAACUGGAGAACAUUUUACUGGACGGCAACGGCAACGUGAAGAUUGCAGACUUCGGACUGUCAAACCUGUACCAGGGCGACGAGUAUCUUCAGACCUUCUGCGGCAGCCCUCUGUACGCCUCCCCAGAGAUUGUCAACGGACGGCCGUACCGCGGGCCGGAGGUGGACACCUGGUCGCUCGGGGUGCUGCUCUACACGCUGGUUCAUGGCACCAUGCCGUUUGAUGGAAACAGCCACAAGACACUGGUCCAGCAGAUCAGCACCGGAAACUACCGGAAGCCCAACAACCCCUCUGAUGCAUGUGGACUCAUCCGAUGGAUGCUGAUGGUAAAUCCUGAGCGCAGAGCCACAAUAGAGGAGAUUGCUGGACACUGGUGGCUCAACUGGGGCUACCAGCAGCCGUUACUGUGUGAGAGGAAGAGCAGCACAGCGGAGCAGAGCCCUGCCCCGGUGUCUCCAUCCACGUCACACCCCGCCGGGCUGGCCAGCGUCGCCAGUUGGCUGCGGCGUACAUCCAGGCCUUUACUGGAGAACGGCUCCAAGAUGCGCUGCCUGCUCCGCUCGCAGGGCGGUGGAGGGGAUGUGGUCCGACAACGCUCUCUGCGAAGGUCACGCAAGGAGAACAACGUCUCCCAGACGGUCCAUGAAGGCAGCACGGACACUCGACCCUCCAAGGGUAUUCUAAAGAGACGUAACAGCGUGAAACAGAAGGCGAUGACUGAAACCCCAGCUGCAGGUUCAGUGGAGUCGCAGAAUAUUUUGGGCUUGUCUGCACCAGCUAAUGCUCCUUCAGAUGCAUCGCUGCCUCGCAAAGGUAUCCUAAAGAAGCCUGCAGAGCACGAAUCGGGGUAUUACUCCUCUUCUCCUGAGAACAGUGACUCUGGCUGGGUACCACCGACUAAAGAGUGCCCUUCUGCACCAACCUACAGGAAGGGCAUCCUCAAGCGGAAUGGAAAGUUCUCCUCAGGUGGGUUGCAGGAGUUUGGCUCUCUGGACCAGCUGGCAGCUUCUUUGCCGCGCAGCAGCACCAGGUCCAGACCGAGCGGGGCCAUCAGUGAGGACAGCAUUCUGUCUUCAGAGUCCUUUGAUCAGCUGGAUCUUCCAGACCACGUGAGACCGCCGACACAAAUGGAUAAACCAGCCAAAGCUAGCAUGAGAGGCUGCGUCUCUGCUGACAACCUGCUGGACAUCCAGGAGGACAGGAUCCUGGCUGAUGGGCUGCUGAGGUCCUGGAACUGCUAUGAGUCUGGAGUGGCUGACAGUGCCUUCUCCAUAACAGACUGUGAUAACGUCACAGAGGCUUACAAGCAGGCCAUGGUUAUAAGAGGCUCUGCAGCGAGCUGAAGACCAGUCAUCUGGAGAGACUCAGUGUAAACUAUUGUUUUUCAUUCUGAAUUUUUAAAUUACUGUAAACUACUGAAGAAAUGAGAGCCAAAGUGCAUUCUGUGAAAAUACCAGCACACUGUAGAGGUGAUCAUUUUGACUAACUUCAGGAAUUACACAGUACCAAAAAGGGAGGAGACUUGCUGUUAACCAGGAGAUUGUAUUUUAGAUGGUGAUUGAUUGUAAAAUAAGGUAAUUAGAUUGAUUUUCAUCUCAGUUGGAGUUAAAAGAGGCUAAAAAAAAAUCAUCAGAUGGCACAAAAGUAAAGAGUAGCUGAGUGAAAACCAUUUCAAAGAUUCUCAGGAUGAGAGAGAUGCUUGUGGUCAAUCUGGAGCUCGAAUAUUUAGUGUGAGAGCUUCUGAUCAAACGUGUGGUGAAUGAGAGAAUUGACAUUAAAGCCAAAACGCUGGUUUGAGUUUGGAGAACAUGUUACUUCAGUGACAGUCAGGUAGGAAACAUUCCCAGUAGGACUGAUGUGUGAACACAGCUUCAGGUGUAGAACAGCAGGAUCGCUUCAUUCCACACAGUCAGGUUCUCAUAUUGUAGACGGAGCAGUCUGAAAGGUUCAUGACUAUCUCUGUUUGGAUUCUAGCUUUGUCAUCAUCGUGUUUAUUUAGGAUAACACCAGUAAACACAGGCUCAGCGUUAGGAUGGCUUUCACUUUUACCGUACACGACAGUCCUUUCUGUGUUCUGGGAUGUGGGGAACCGACCUUACAUGGAUACCAAAGAGCAAAUCUUUUUGCUUCUCUUUAAGAACCAGCAAGAAGUGCCUGAUGAAGAUGUUUGUAACAUGAUCUUCAGCUCUCAAAGAGAGAGUUUAUCUCAUUGUUGUAUUCCUGAAAUGACUUGUUCUAUGUUUGGAUAAUGACUUGAAUAAUAAUCAUGACUCAAAACAAGCUGAACCAGCAGAACCGGCUUUUGCUCUUAAGCCUAAUGAGUGCACAGGUGGCCAGUGACUCUAUGUAACCAGGUGGCAGCUUCACGUGAAAGGUUGGGCUCAUUAAAGGACCAGCGUGUAGGAUUUAGGGUUAUGCUUUCGAUAACAUGGACGUGUAGUUGUCCUUAUACUACUUUCUGAUUACGACCCAUACAUUCGUGGUUGCAGAGCCCGCCGUGCAGCGCCGCCAUCUUUCCACAGCAGACCAAGCGCUGCCUCUACAGAGGACCUUUUGCAUUUUUGCGUAGAAGUGACAGCCACAAUGGGUUCGUGUUUGGAAAGGGAGGGGCAUUCAGUCGGCUGUGAUGUGCAGCCUCACCUCGAGAUGCCACUGAAUCGUACACGCUGGUCCUUUGGGUCGCGCAAUCGUUCUGUUUCGAUAGCUAGCUUCUGUGUGCUCUUGUAUAUUUAAACUGAGUUUUUAAGAUCAAUCCUGGAUUACUGGGGGGUGGUGCAGUACUUUACAAAGCCAGAUAAGGUCAGCCAACUCAUAAUGGCUGACUUGGUUAUCCUGCUUUACGCAAAACCCCCUGGUGCUCACAAAAAGCUGCACCAGGAUGUUUUUUUUUGCAGCACACUGAAGUUAGCUAGCCUAAGGGGUCCUGACCGGCCAUCGAAACCUGGUAAUCAAACAAUUUAUCUGUCAGCUGCCAUUUGAAUCAUUAAUUUAAAGGUAAAUUCUCUCAUUUUAACUGGAAGUUCUCGACAUGUUUGGACUCUUGCGGCUCGUAUAAUGGACUGAGCUCUACCGUUACUGAGUGCUCAUCAUUUAUUACUGAAGUGUGACAGGGAAAAUAUGAAGUCAGCCUUUGGGAAUAUGUUGAAUUUUUUCUGUAAUUUAAUGUGUAUUUGGGCAUUUCAUCAUUGUUUCUGCCUCUCACUUUUCCUUAUCCCAGAAGUUGCAGUAUUCAGGUUUCAGUUCACGUUUUCUUUUUUCUUUUUUUUUUUUUUUACAACUGCAACAAAACUAUUUGCCAAAGUAACUGGCUUAUCAUCUGUAUGACUGUGAUCUGCCAUGUUGUUGUGACUGGGAUGAGGAAAUCAAUAAAAAAAAAAAAAAAAA